Messenger RNA from Colletotrichum spaethianum, 2655 nucleotides. RefSeq names its product CUE domain-containing protein. Gene Ontology annotation, cellular component: nucleus; cytoplasm. Gene Ontology annotation, molecular function: ubiquitin binding. The transcript is spliced from 5 exons. Lineage: Eukaryota; Fungi; Ascomycota; Sordariomycetes; Glomerellales; Glomerellaceae. The record is from RefSeq and is a predicted model, not a curated record. The coding region runs from base 1 to 2655 and encodes 884 amino acids.
AUGUCUGAGGUACAGACUCGGCCUGCCGCCUCGCGCGGCAGAGGUUCUGGACGCGGUGGCAGAGGUGGCUUCGCAAGCCGGGGCGGUCGCACGUCCGGCAGACCCAAUGGCGACAAGUUCGACUCUAAGAACGAUGUCGACGACGCGACUGCGUUUGAGGACCAAGGCGAGCUCGGCGAGCUGAAGAAGCAGUACGGAUCCAAGGCGCCCCUCAUCAAGGAGCUCUUCCCCGAUUGGUCUGAGCAGGAUAUUCUCUACGCUCUUCAAGAGACGGAUGGUGACGAGAACCUUGCCGUCACUCGUAUUGCUGAAGGCACCAUCUCUCAAUGGGGCGAGGUGACAAAGAAGGCUCCCCGCUCCAAGGCCAAGGACUCCACGACUGCAGCCUCGAACAUCGACUCAUCCAGCGCUAGACCCACCCGCGGCGGACGCAACAAACACCGAGAGAGGAGGCCGCGGUGGUCGGGGCAGGCCCUCAAACACAGCAGCCCCAACGGCACCCGGCAUACCAAGGAGUCCGCUCAGCCGCUCUCCGUUCCCACCGAGGAGUCAAACGCAUGGGAUACCCCCAAGACGGACCCUAAGGACGCGCCCGCCGAGGACCCCUGGGCCCCCAAGGAGACCACCGAGAAGACUGCAGCUCCCGCCCCCGCUCCCGCCGCGACUGAUGCCCCCAAGCCCGCCGCUCCCGCUGCGAAGACGUGGGCUAGCAUGCUCCCCCGCCCCGAAGCCCCCAAGCAGGAGCCCGCACCCAAGCCCGCCGAACCCAUCGAACCUUUGCCUCCUGCCGCCCCCGCCGCCGAACCUACACCCGAACCUGAGACCGAACCGGAGGCGCAGCCCGAGCCCGCCGCCGAACUUCCAGCCGAGCCAGCUCAUGAAGAACCAGCCCCUGCAGAAGUACCAGCCGUCAUCGAACCCGAAGUUGUUUUGCCGCCUUCCAAGGACCAACUUACUGAGACGAAUCUUGAACAGGUAGUCGACGAAUCGCAUCCUCCCGCGACUGCUACUGUGGCAAGCACUGCCGCCGAUUCCUGGGACCCUCGUCUCAACGCCGCCAGCGCUACCGCGACCCCCCUCUCGGCUUCGCAACAGCAACACCAGCCCAUCCGUCCUGCUGUUCCUACCACUACCAGCGGAUUCGCAGCUUCCGCCAUCAAGGCCACCACCGAGCGAGGAUCCCGCACCCCGAGCUACCAACGCCGCGUACUUGACCAAGAGGAGGCCGUUCGCAUGCCUGGCAACCGCGAGGUUGACCGCGCCGCUGUUCAGUUUGGCGCUUUUAGCCUGAACGAGGACGAUGACAUUGAUGGUGACCGCGAGGAGCCUGAGACCAGAACUCAGCCUCCUGCUGAUUCUCCCCCCUACUCCCGCUUUGGACAGACCGGUCCCCAGGAGCCGUCGUCGUUCCCCCAGAAGUCGAUCGAUCCUUUUACCCAACCGAACCAGCCACCCUCGGCUUCGCAAACCCAGUUCGACAGCUUCCCCAACCAGCCGUCGCAACAGAACCAGCAGCCCGGCGGUGCUUUCAGCUCUGCGCCCAGCGAAUACUCUUCCUACUACACGGCCGACCAACAGAACCGCCCUCCUUACAACUACUACAACCAGCCCUACGGUCAGCAGGGCGCCCAGGCCCACCAGGACAGCCUGUCUUCCCAGCAGAGAUCUUUCGGCGGCUACAAUGCUUCGCAGGCUGAUAACCUCAGCCAGUACCCUCAGAGCGGCGGUAUCCAGAACCCGUCUCGUUACGGAGGCGUUACGAAUGACGCCCAGAACAGCGGACACACCACCCCGAACCCCACUGCACAAAGCCAGCAGGCCGCCAGCCAGGCCUCGCAGCCUCAGUCUCACGGCCAGCAGAGCUACCCUUACAACAGCCACCCUUACUACAACAACGCCUACUACUCAAACUACAUGAAUUACGGCCACUACGGCCAGGGAGGAUAUGGUGGCGGUCCCUACGGCAAGGGAGGCGUCUACGGUCACCCCUACGGAAUGUCGCCUCAGGGUCCCUACGACCACACCUCGUCUCCUGCUGCUGGCUUCGCUCAGUCGUCCCUGCACCGUGCUGACAGUGGUCUGAGCUCUGGCCUUGGAGGUGACUUUGGCCGCGCUGGUUCCGCACAGUCUGGCAACCAGCCUGGUCUCACCGGCAGCGGCUUCGGUGGUGUUCAGGACACCUUCGGCCGCGGCUCUUCCUCGUUCCAGAGCCCCGCCGGACAGGGAUUCAACAGCACUGCGCAGCCCAACACCGCCACUUCCGCCAACGACGACUUGAAGCCUUUCGGCGACAGCAAGCCCGGCGCAGGACCAUCGCCUUCCCUCGGCGGCGCCCGCCCUGGCUCGGCCACGAACACGGCCUCUGGCCAGACGGGUCUGCCCCCGCCUCAGUCCGCUUCUCAGAUGGGCGGCUACGGCGGCUACCCCAGUCACCUCCAGGGACACGGUCUCCACGGAAGCAGUGGCUACGGCAUGGGAGGUGCUACCAGCGGCCAGCACGGUAGCGCCCCGUUCGGCUCUUACGGCCAGCAACAGGGCGGCUACGGCAGCGGAUACUACGGCAGCGGCAACCAGCAGCAGCGCGGCGGUUGGGCGGAAACUACCACUAGGAAGGUAGUGGUCGACGGCCAUCUCACUCGCGUCACUACGACAUGA